AUGGCUACGUUGAUGGAAAGCUGCAACAACUUUUUUGAGCAACUCACCUUGUCGGUUUUGCGUAAAGGCAAAGUACCUCGUCAUGUUGGAUUCAUUCUGGAUGGCAAUAGACGAUUUGCUCGAAAGGCAGGUGCAAAUUCAACCAAAUUUGGACACUAUGAAGGAUUCAGGCAGCUGGAAAAAGUCUUGGAUCUAUGUAUGCAACUAGGCAUCGAGGCAGUGACAGUAUAUGCAUUUAGUUUGGAGAAUUUUAACAGAUCUCAGGAUGAAGUGGAUUAUCUGAUGCAGCUGUUUUGCGAUGCAUUCGAUGGGUUCUGUGAAAGAAAUGCAUUGGUUGACAAGUAUGAGAUUGGCGUUCGAUUCUUGGGCGAUCUGAGUCGUUUGCCGCAGAAUGUGCAAGAUGUAGUCCAUAAAGUGACAGAACAAACUAAAAAGAAUGAAAAACGUAUUUUCAAUGUGUGUUGUCCGUAUACCUCUCGAGAUGAAAUGACCACAGCGAUAAAGGAUACAAUUGAACUAGUGAAACAAGGAAAGAUAACAGCAGACGAAAUCACAGAUCAAACCAUCAAAGACCAUCUCUUCACAGCCAAUUGUCCGUCUCUAGACAUUCUUGUUCGUACAUCAGGAGAAAUUCGUCUCAGUGAUUUUCUAUUAUGGCAGGCGAAUGAUCGUUGCCAGAUCCAGUUUGUAAACUGCUACUGGCCAGAGUUCUCCUUGUGGAAGUUAUUGCCCAUUUUGCUGGAAUAUCAGAUUUAUUCAGAUCAUCAGUUACAGGAACAACAGGAAAUCCACGCUUGA
Messenger RNA from Mucor velutinosus, 798 nucleotides. It is a transcript of the gene YME2, whose product is annotated as mitochondrial escape protein 2. The coding region runs from base 1 to 798 and encodes 265 amino acids. The record is from RefSeq and is a predicted model, not a curated record. The transcript is spliced from 6 exons. NCBI's taxonomy places the organism in Eukaryota, Fungi, Mucoromycota, Mucoromycetes, Mucorales, Mucoraceae. Gene Ontology annotation, molecular function: ditrans,polycis-polyprenyl diphosphate synthase [(2E,6E)-farnesyl diphosphate specific] activity. Gene Ontology annotation, cellular component: membrane; lipid droplet; endoplasmic reticulum.